GUGUGGAGGAAGAGCUGAGCGGGGAUACACACUGCUGCUCGGCCUCUUGCCUGUGGAUACAAACCGAGAUGGUCCUCUUCCAAAAAACACCUUAAAAUACAUUUCAAAUAACCUGCGGAUUAAAGCACGGCUCGGGAUUCCGACGCGUCUCUGAUCGCGGCUCAGGUCUCUGAGAGUCCCGAGGAAACGUCCCUUUGUUCGGCUGGUUUCAUCUGCCCUUCACCUGCAGCAUGGAGCAUUUAGAGAAGGAGCUCCGGGCGGAGGACGAGGCUGAAUAUGAGGAAGAAGCAGUGGACCCCAGAAUCCAGGGGGAGCUGGAGAAACUCAACCAGUCCACUGACGACAUCAACAGAUGUGAGACAGAGCUGGAGGACGCGAGGCAGAAGUUCCGCUCGGUUCUGGUCGAGGCCACGGUGAAGCUCGAUGAACUGGUGAAGAAGAUCGGAAAACCAGUGGAGGAGUCCAAGCCGUACUGGGAGGCCCGAAGGCUGGCCAGACAGGCCCAGCUGGAGGCCCAGAGCUCCACUCAGGACUUCCAGAGAGCGUCGGAGGUUCUUCGGGCGGCGAAGGAGACGAUCUCUCUGGCGGAGCAGCGCCUCCUGGAGGAGGACCACCGGCAGUUUGACUCCGCCUGGCAGGAGAUGCUGAACCACGCCACGCAGAGGGUGAUGGAGGCGGAGAAUACCAAGACGAGGAGCGAGCUGGUGCACAAAGAGACGGCGGCCAAAUAUACGGCGGCCAUCAACCGCAUGAAGCAGCUGGAGAAAAAACUAAAACGCACCAUCAGCAAGUCCAAGCCCUACUUUGAGAUGAAGGCCAAGUGCUACCUGCAGCUGGAGAACCUGAAGAGGGUCGUAGACGAGCGGCAGGCCAGGCUCUCUCGCGCUAAAGGCGAGUACAAGAUGGCGCUCAGGAACCUGGAGAAGAUCUCCGACGAGAUCCACGAGCGGAGGAGGAGCUCCUCCAUGGGGCCGAGGGGCCGCGGCGUGGGGUCCGAGGGCCACAGCGUCUCCGGGGACGACGGCUCCAACUUCAAGAUGGAGUCGGACAGGAUCUCCAUGGCGUCAGUGUGUUUUGAACCCAUCAUCAUGUCGGAGGAAGAGUCUGAAACUCGCUCCCCCUUCAGUCUGGUCUCGUCUCCCAGCAGCCCCCAGGAGCUCCUCUCACCCUGCCCCUUCGUCAGCUCCUCUUCCUCCUCCUCCUCCUCUUCAUCACCCACUCCCUCUUCCUCCUCCUCCUCCUCUUCCUCCCCCUCCCCCUCCUCCCGGCCCUGCAGUCUGGACCUCCCCUCCUCCGUGUCUCUCUCAGAUUUCGGUCUGAUCUCUCCGGUGCUCGGGCCGCGGAGCGAGUGCAGCGGAGCGUCGUCUCCGGAGUGUGACCUGGAGAGAGGGGACCGAGCUGAGGGUGCAGAGGGGGAUCUGGACAACGCUCCGCCCUCCAACAACAACAACAACAUCACCCCCCCCUCCUCCUCCAGCACCAAGAGGAGCUUCAGCCUGGAGACGCGCUUCAGCUUCCUGAAUCUGCGCCGCCCACGCUCCGAAAACGCAAAAAACUCAGACAAGUCUUCCAAGAAAGCCGAUCAGACUGAGGUCUCUGUGAAAGGACUGUGAGGAGACAAAAGGAGGGUUUCUUGGAUGGAUAUUUUAGCCAAACUCUAAAGAACUGAUCCACGAACGCACUCCAUUUAGAGACUGCAGUGAGAGAGAGAUGCUGAAUGUCAUGUAAGGUGUAAAUAAAGUUUCCUGUACAUCACGGCGGCGAUUUCCCUCCCAUUUUCUUCACGAAGGACGAGGCACAUUUGGACUCUGAUCCCUGAGACUGUUGACAAUGUGUUGGUGAAGGAACUGAGCGAUGGUUAGUCUUUAUUCAUGUCGUUAUUUUAUUGUUAUUUGUUUAAAAAGAACCAAGCUUCCGUCACAGAAAGGAAAUGUACUUUAGCAGCCUGACCUUUUCACUUGGGGAUCAUUUUAAAAAGUGCUUUAUCUAUUAAAUAAUUGGUUUAACUGUUAAUGUAAAUUGAGAAUGUGUUACUGUUGAAUGGCACUUAGAAUACUGUAAACCAUGCAGAGGUGAUGUUGAAGGAAAUUAAGUCACACAUGGAGAUGUACAAUAAAUAACCUGUGUCUUAAACUGCUUAACGCUCUUGUAGUAAAUGUAUGUUGUGUUUUCUAAAGUUAUGUAUCUACUGUAAAUGUUCAGGUUUAGGCACUAUAAAUGGGAUUUUUCAUAAAAGCUUCUUAAAGGACA
Messenger RNA from Trematomus bernacchii (emerald rockcod), 2250 nucleotides. It is a transcript of the gene sh3bp5b, whose product is annotated as SH3-domain binding protein 5b (BTK-associated). Lineage: Eukaryota; Metazoa; Chordata; Actinopteri; Perciformes; Nototheniidae. The record is from RefSeq and is a predicted model, not a curated record. Gene Ontology annotation, molecular function: protein kinase inhibitor activity. Gene Ontology annotation, biological process: intracellular signal transduction; negative regulation of protein tyrosine kinase activity. Gene Ontology annotation, cellular component: cytoplasm. The transcript has 9 exons. The coding region runs from base 231 to 1613 and encodes 460 amino acids.